GUGUCGUGCAGUUCGUCUAACUUAAAGCAAGUGUUGAAUUAAGUGAAUAACAUAGAACAUUUUUAAUACUUAACUUUAUUUUAAUCAUCAUGGAUUAUAAAGAUGAACAACAUAAUGAAAUUGAAGCUUUGGAGUCAAUUUAUUGUGGAGAAUUGGAAGUUUUAGCAACAGAACCAUUUUAUACAUUUUCCAUACCCAUUAAAACUGAGGAAUAUGAAUCAGGUACUGAAAAUGGUCUCAGUUGUUGUUUACAAUUUACAUAUACUGAAAAAUAUCCGGAUGAACCACUCUUAAUAUCAAUAGAAGAACCUGAAAACUUCGAAGAAGAUAGUACUGAAAAAUUAAAAAAACAUUUAAUAGAACAAAUGAAUGAAAAUCUUGGAAUGGUUAUGGUAUUUACUUUAGUUAGUGCUGCUCAAGAAUGGCUUAAUGUACAAUGGGAUAAAAUUAAAUUAAACCGGGAAGAAUGCGAAGCACAAAAACUCAGAGAAGAGGAAGAAGCAGAAAGAAAAAAGUUUGAGGGUACACGAGUUACAGUUGAAACAUUUUUGUGUUGGAAAGAAAAAUUUGACGAAGAAAUGGGAUAUACAAAAAGAAGAGAAAUAGCUGAACGAGAAGGAAAGAAAUUAACUGGUAGAGAAUUGUUUAUGACUGAUAAAACAUUAGAUCAAUCGGAUCUGAAGUUCUUAGAUGAUGAUUCUGUUAAAGUAGACGAAAGUUUAUUUCAAAAUUUAGACGAUUUGGAAUUAGAAGAUGACGAUGACGAUGAUGAUCCUGAUUAUGAACCAAACGUUUCUGAUGAUAGUGCCUAAAUAAAUCUGCUAAAAUUUUAUUCUAUUAUUUAUAAGAUAAUCUCAAAACUCCUACUUACUGAAUAUUUAUAUAUAAAAUUAAUAUUUAAAAAUUUAUUUAAAAAAUACUAGAAUUUAAACAAAUUGAUAUA
Messenger RNA from Apis laboriosa (Himalayan honeybee), 943 nucleotides. Its product is annotated as RWD domain-containing protein 1. The transcript is spliced from 4 exons. Gene Ontology annotation, biological process: cytoplasmic translation. The coding region runs from base 90 to 812 and encodes 240 amino acids. Gene Ontology annotation, molecular function: protein binding. The record is from RefSeq and is a predicted model, not a curated record. NCBI's taxonomy places the organism in Eukaryota, Metazoa, Arthropoda, Insecta, Hymenoptera, Apidae.